Molecule: messenger RNA, 3264 nt
Organism: Zasmidium cellare ATCC 36951
Lineage: Eukaryota; Fungi; Ascomycota; Dothideomycetes; Mycosphaerellales; Mycosphaerellaceae
Exons: 1
Coding region: 1-3264 (1087 amino acids)
Biological process (GO): valyl-tRNA aminoacylation
Cellular component (GO): cytosol
Molecular function (GO): ATP binding; valine-tRNA ligase activity; aminoacyl-tRNA deacylase activity
Source: RefSeq, a predicted model, not a curated record
AUGGCGUUGAAUCACGCUUCUCACAACCCUGCCGGCGAAAAGACUGGCCCAGCGACCGGACAGCCACCCCCACCAGCGAGUGACACCAAGUCCGCGAUCCUGAAUGCUGCCAACGGCGAUAUCGUGGGCCAGUCAGCGCCUGGAAAGGAUGGCGGAGACAAGAAUGGCGAAAAGAAGGAAAAAUCGGAGAAAGAGCUGGCAAAAGAGCGCCAAAAGGCCGAGAAGCUGGCGAAGUUAGCAGCCAAGCAGGAGAAACAGAAAGCGUUGCAAGCUGCAUCUCAGCCGAAGCAGAAAGAGAAGAAGCAGCAGGAAAAGCUGCCGCCGUACAAGGAAGAGACGCCCAGGGGCGAGAAGAAGAUCCUCAAGCCUUUGGAUGACGAGUACCACAAGGCAUACAUUCCAUCUGUCGUGGAGAGUGCGUGGUAUGACUGGUGGGAGAAGGAGGGUUUCCACAAGCCUGAGUUUGGGCCAGAUGGCAAUGUGAAGAAGGCAGGAUACUUCGUUGUGCCCAUACCCCCACCCAACGUCACUGGUGCUCUGCACAUUGGACACGCCUUGGCCACGUCCCUCCAGGACGCCAUGAUCAGAUGGAACCGCAUGAAGGGGUUGACUGUGCUCUACGUGCCGGGCUGUGAUCACGCUGGUAUCUCUACUCAGAGUGUUGUGGAGAACAUGCUGUACAACCGACGAAACGGUAUGACGAGACAUGAUCUGGGCAGACCCAAGUUUGUCGAGACCGUUUGGGAGUGGAAGGAGGAGUAUCACACAAAGCUUAACAAGGUGCUGAAGCGGCUAGGUGGCUCGAUGGACUGGAGCAGGGAGGCAUUCACCAUGGAUGAGAACCUGUCAGCUGCUGUACGACAGACUUUUGUGCAAAUGCACGAGGAAGGCCUGAUCUACCGUGCGAACCGCCUCGUGAACUGGUGCUGCAAGCUCACGACCGCGCUGUCUACCAUCGAGGUGGAUCAAAAGGAAUUGGAAGGCUCCACGAAGAUUGACGUGCCUGGCUAUGACAAGAAGAUCGAGUUUGGCAGUAUCUGGAAUUUCAAGUACCCAAUUGAUGGCACGAACGAGACGAUCGAAGUUGCAACGACACGUCCAGAGACGAUGCUGGGUGAUACUGGUGUUGCCGUGCAUUCAACUGAUGAGAGAUACAAGCACCUGAUCGGCAAGUUCGUGAAGCACCCCUUCGUCGAUCGAAAGCUGCCCAUCUUUGGCGACGAGACGGUGGAGAAGGACUUUGGAACCGGCGCCGUCAAGAUCACCCCAGCUCACGACUUCAACGAUUUCAAGCGUGGCAAGGAGAACAACCUCGAAUUCAUCAACAUCCUCAACGACGACGGUACCAUGAACUCGAAUGCUGGGCCUUUCCAAGGCCAGAAGCGUUUCGACGUGCGAUACACCGUCAUCGAUGAGCUGACCAAGCUCGGCCUCUACGUUGGCAAGGCGAACAACAAGAUGCAGAUUCCACUCUGCAGCAAGUCAAAGGACGUGAUCGAGCCUGUAAUGAAGCCACAAUGGUGGAUGAACAUGGAGCCGCUGAAGGGACCUGCUAUCGAUGUCGUGAAAAAUGGCGAGAUCAAGCUGAAGCCAGCAUCUGCCGAAGCCAGCUACUACCGCUGGAUGGAGAAUGUGGACGACUGGUGUCUCUCCCGUCAACUAUGGUGGGGACACCAAAUACCCGCAUACUACGUGAAGAUCAAGGAUGGCCCAGCAUAUGACAGUGACGCAGACUACUGGAUCUGCGGCGAGUCAGAAGCAGAUGUCAGAGAGAAGGCAGCCAAGAAGUUCCCUGGCAAAGAAUUUGAGCUGGAGCGGGAUCCUGAUUGUCUGGAUACUUGGUUCUCCUCUGGGUUGUGGCCUUUCUCGACGCUGGGCUGGCCGAAUAAGACGAAUGACUACGAGAAACUGUAUCCAACGUCCAUGCUUGAGACUGGCUGGGACAUUCUUUUCUUCUGGGUGGCUCGAAUGAUCUUCUUCGGAAUCAAAUUGACGGGCAAGGUGCCUUUCAAAGAGGUCUACUGCCACUCUCUCAUCCGUGACUCGGAGGGUCGCAAGAUGUCCAAGUCUCUCGGCAACGUCAUCGACCCUGUGGAUGUCAUGGACGGUGUGACUCUGCAGGCUCUGAACGACAAGCUCAAGGUUGGCAACAUGGCACCAAAGGAGAUCGAGCGUGCCACCAAGUGGCAGAAGUCAGCCUUCCCUGAUGGCAUCGACGAGUGCGGUGCCGAUGCGCUGCGAUUCUCCCUCAUCAACUACACGACCGGUGGUGGCGAUAUCAACUUCGACGUCAAGGUCAUGCGCAGCUACCGCAACUUCUGCAACAAGAUCUACCAGGCGACCAAAUACGUUCUUGGCAACCUUCCCUCAGACUUCACGCCUAAAGCCAAGGGUGGCAAGACAGGCAAGGAGUCUCUACCUGAGCGAUGGAUCUUGCACAAGUUCAACACCGCCGCGCGCGAUGUCAACGAGGCGUUGGCCAAGAGAGAGUUCUCACGCUCUACUCAAGCCGUACAUGGCUACUGGCUGGGCGACCUCUGCGACGUCUACAUUGAGAACAGCAAAGCCAUCAUCCGAGACGGAACCCCCGAGGAGAGACAGAGUGCGAUCGAUACUCUCUACACUGCGCUUGAAGGGGCUCUGACCAUGAUCCACCCAUUCAUGCCUUUCCUCACUGAGGAGCUCUGGCAACGCCUCCCACGCCGACCUGGCGAUGAUACACCCAGUAUCGUCAGAGCUGCCUACCCACAGUAUGACGCCAGCCUGGACGACCCCAAGUCUGAGCGCGACUAUGAGCUCCUCCUCGGCUGCUCGAAGGGUAUCCGCUCCCUCCUCAACGAGUACAGCAUCAAGGAGGAAGGCAAGGCGUACGUCGCACCUCUCAACAACGAAGCAUACCAGACCGCCCUCGCAGAGACCCUCUCAAUCAAGACCCUCUCCGGCAAGUACCUAUCCCAACUCGACGUCCUAAAACCAGGCGAAUCCGCACCAGCCGGAAGCGCCGUCUACCCCGUCUCCUCCGCCGCCGCCGUCUUCCUCGAACUUAAAGGCAAAGUCGACCCCGACGCCGAAAUCAAGAAGAUUAAGCCGAAACUCACGAAAUCCUCCGACGCCGUCAAGGAACAGGAGAAGCUGAUCGGCACACUGGGUGAGGGCGUUGGAGAGCAUAUCCGCGAGAAGGAGGAUGCGCGGCUUAAGGACCUCCUGACGGAGCAGCGGUUGUUUGAGGAGAGUCUGGCGCGGUUGGAGCAGUUGAAGCUGUAA